Molecule: messenger RNA, 1446 nt
Organism: Triticum dicoccoides
Lineage: Eukaryota; Viridiplantae; Streptophyta; Magnoliopsida; Poales; Poaceae
Product: ATG8-interacting protein 2-like
Exons: 3
Coding region: 195-1040 (281 amino acids)
Cellular component (GO): intracellular membrane-bounded organelle
Source: RefSeq, a predicted model, not a curated record
AUCGACUGCCCACCCACGCCACUCCACGCAAGGAAGCAAACCGUCCGUCCCUAUCCAUCUCAUCCACUUCUUUCUUCUUCUUCUUCUUCUUCUCUUCCUCUGCUUUGCUUCGCUGCCAAGCCAUCCUCCCUUCCUCUCGCCGGCGACGACUCUCCGUUACCCCUGCGCAGGAAGAAGAAGGAGAAAUAAAGAAAAUGGCGGACGGCGGCGGCAGCGACUGGGAGGUGGUGUCGCUCACGGCCUCCACCUACGCAGCCUCACCAGGACCAAUCCCAAUCUCGCCCCCCAUCCACGACGCCGCUGACAAAACAGAGUCGCCUCUUCUUCUCCUCCCAAAUCCUCCCGCUCCCCCUGCACAUUUCUUCAUGUCCCAGCACUUCAAUCUCCCACUUUUUAGUACUGCCCAUCUUGAGAAUAAUAACGGAGGCCAAGAACUAGAAUCCGGCCCUGCCGCUGCCGUGCCGGACGGCGAUGCUGCCGACCAUCUCAACACGCCCCGCCCAGAAAACCGCGACGGCGGGAGGGACGAUGUGCUGGUUAGUCCCGCCGGCAAUGGCCUGCACCUGCAGGUGGAAGGAGGAGGAGGGGGCGAGGAACUGCAGCAAACCACCAUGUUCUGCUCUCUUCCUAAAGACGCUACUGCAGGUGCAGAUGCUGCUGCUGAUGCCACGGAUGCCACCGCUGUCGGUUCUGCUACCCUGCCUGCUCCUGCUUCUGCUCCUGCCGCCACGGUGACGGUGGCUGCUCCUUCCGGCGGAGUGGGCGCUUGCAGUUGCAAUGCCGCGCAGGCUCAGGCGUGGUGGGAGAAGACCUUCUCCUUCCCGCGUCAAGAUGGGAGUGGGAAUGGCACACAGCCCCUCGCCUUCCGCUUCGUCUUCGUCGCCGGCAAACUGCAGCUUCAGGAAGAGGACCACCUCAGCGUCAGCCCUGUCCCUGAAUUCGGCCAAACCCAGAAGAUAAGCUGCACGGUGACUGAGCCGCUUGAUCAGGCCAAGGUCAGCAUGCUUGGUGGAGGAGGCCCUGUUGCUCAGCAGGGGUAAAUUAACUAACUACACAAGCUUCAUUGCAUGCUGCUGCUGCUGCUGCUGAUGAUGAUGAUGGCGAAAAAUAUACUAGUAUGGUAGCUAAGUAGUAAGAAUUUGAUGAUGACUUGGAUCGAUGAUGAUGACGAAAAGGGUGUGGUGAAUCUUCUUUCUACUUACUCUGAUCCAUGUGAGUGGAGUGGUAGUACUUAAUUAGUAGCUAGGCAAUGGAGUAAUGAGCAUGUGUGUAUGGGUGAGCACUAGUCCUGGUUAAUUCUAUCUAUCUUGCUAGCUAGCUAAGUGUGGGUGUGGUGCUUGUAAAAUAUAAAGUGUUGUGUUUAAGCAAGCAGACACUGUUAUUUCUUGUUACAAGAUCACUAAUUAAGCAGAGAUCAGUAUAUGUAGUCCCUCUACUCUGAACCAA